Strongylus vulgaris is the source of this 285-nucleotide messenger RNA. Lineage: Eukaryota; Metazoa; Nematoda; Chromadorea; Rhabditida; Strongylidae. The record is from the annotation of a GenBank genome assembly.
AUGGAUGGAUUUCUGUGUGAGCUGAGCGAUAAACUCGAAACAAAGCCAAAACUUAGAAAUCAUGAACUCCGCGAAAUGUUCCGCAAUCACGACAAAGAUAUGUCUGGCUUUAUCAGCAAAGACGAUGUUCUUUGUAUGCUUCUUGGAGCAGAUAAGGACGAUCGUAAGGAUCCUGUUUUCAAAACACAUCUAAAAUUCCUAAUCAAUAUAAUCAAAGAAGCAGACAAGGAUGGUGAUAUGAAAAUUAGUAAGAUCAUCGACAGUAAUUUCUUGACCAAAAUUUGA